Molecule: messenger RNA, 900 nt
Organism: Pipistrellus nathusii (Nathusius's pipistrelle)
Lineage: Eukaryota; Metazoa; Chordata; Mammalia; Chiroptera; Vespertilionidae
Source: the annotation of a GenBank genome assembly
AUGGCAGAGUUGGGCCUAAAUGAGCACCAUCAAAAUGAAGUUAUUAAUUAUAUGCGUUUUGCUCGAUCAAAAAGAGGCUUGAGACUCAAAACUGUAGAUUCCUGCUUCCAAGACCUCAAGGAGAGCAGGCUGGUGGACGAGACCUUCACCAUCGAUGAAGUGUCUGAGGUGCUGAGCGGGCUGCAGGCUGUGGUUCACAGCGAGGUGGAGUCGGAGCUCAUCAACACGGCUUACACCAACGUGUUGCUCCUGCGGCAGCUCUUUUCGCAAGCCGAGAAGUGGUACCUCAAGCUGCAAACAGAUAUCUCUGAGCUUGAAAACAGGGAAUUACUAGAACAAGUUGCAGAAUUUGAAAAGGCAGAAUUUACAUCUUCCACUAAAAAGCCCAUCAUGGACAUCAUAAAGCCAAAACUUGCUCCACUUAACGAGGGUGGAACAGCAGAGCUCCUGAACAAGGAAAUUUUAAGGCUUCGAGAAGAGAAUGAGAAACUGAAGUCCAGGCUGAAGACCAUCGAAAUGCAGGCUAUGAACGCGCUGGACGAGAAGUCAGAGCUGGAGCGGGCGCUGCAUGACUUACAGCUGGACCAAGGCGACCAGAAGGAUAUUAUAAAGGCCCAAGACUUGUGUGAGUUGGAAAACACAGUUGCCGCUUUAAAGAGUGAGUUUCAGAAGACACUCAGCGACAAGACAGAAAACCAGAAGUGUCUGGAGGAGAGUCUAGCGACGGCCAAGCACGAUUUGCUGAGGGUUCAGGAGCAGCUGAGCAUGGCUGAAAAGGAAUUAGAGAAGAAAUUCCAGCAAACAGCAGCCUACCGGAACAUGAAAGAGAUUCUGACCAAAAAGAACGACCAAAUCAAAGACCUGAGGAAAAAACUGGCAAAAUAUGAACCUGAAGAUUAA